Molecule: messenger RNA, 438 nt
Organism: Eurytemora carolleeae
Lineage: Eukaryota; Metazoa; Arthropoda; Copepoda; Calanoida; Temoridae
Exons: 1
Coding region: 1-438 (145 amino acids)
Source: RefSeq, a predicted model, not a curated record
AUGACAACCAAUAAUGAGGUAUCUUCACCCCCUGACGGUCAGUUAUCCCUCACCACGGUAUCCAUCAAGCUUCCCACCUUCUGGACGGACUCCCCCGAGGUGUGGUUCCUCCAGGCUGAGGCCCAGUUUGCGAUCAAGCGCAUGACGACUUCUCUAACCAAGUUUCACCACUGUGUUGCAGCCCUUCCCCAGGACGUUGCCACUCACCUCAUAGAUCUGAUCCGUAAUCCAACUUCAGAUCCCUAUGCAACCCUGAGAACCCGCCUUAUCCAGAUGUACACUCUCAGUAAUUUCCAGAGGUAUCAGGCUCUCCAGGGUAUCCCAGUUCUGACUGAUCAAAGACCCUCAGAACUCAUGGAUAAAAUGUUAGUACUCCUCCCUGAAGAUGAGGCCUGUUUAUGGAUCAUCUCCCUGCAGAUAUUCGUUCCCAUCUACUGA